This is a messenger RNA of Rhineura floridana, 1040 nucleotides long. It is a transcript of the gene ID1, whose product is annotated as inhibitor of DNA binding 1. Lineage: Eukaryota; Metazoa; Chordata; Lepidosauria; Squamata; Rhineuridae. The record is from RefSeq and is a predicted model, not a curated record. The coding region runs from base 97 to 627 and encodes 176 amino acids. Gene Ontology annotation, biological process: negative regulation of transcription by RNA polymerase II; circadian regulation of gene expression; cell differentiation. The transcript has 2 exons. Gene Ontology annotation, molecular function: transcription regulator activity; protein dimerization activity. Gene Ontology annotation, cellular component: cytoplasm; nucleus.
CAGCCAGUUGCGGCGUUUGGCUUUUUGUCUUUGGAGCUGGAUUUUUAUUUUGAAAAAGCUCAGUUGGCGGCUCGCUCCGUUCCCUGUUUUCCAGCUAUGAAGGUGGCCCCCGCAGCAGCCCCCGCAGUGUCCCCCGGCACUAGCUGCGCCCUCAAGGGCGUGCGCCUCGGGGGCGCGGGCGAGCCGGUGCCGCGGUGCCUGUCGGAGCAGAGCGUCUCCUUGUCCCGGGCGGGCAGUCCACCCCCUCGGGGUUUGCCUUUGUGCCCGGACCAAGCCGCCGCCGCCGCCUCCCUCCUCAUGGACAUGAAAGGCUGCUACUCGCGGCUGGCGGCGCUCGUGCCCACCUUGCCCCGCCACCGAAGGGUCUCCAAGGUGGAAAUCCUGCAACACGUCAUCGACUACAUCUGGGACCUUCAGUUGGAGCUGCAACACCCGCUGGGCGCCGGGCCGCCCCCGCCGCGGGGGACGGACGAACCAGCCGGAGCAGGGCCCGAGGUGAGGCUGCUUGUGUUAACCCUGAUGACCGAAUCUUGUGUCGCUGAGGGUCAGUUUGGGCCUGCAGAAGAUCCUUGGAUGGAAAACUUUCUUGUUGCCCCUCCAAUGGCAGGGGAAGGAAUUCCAGGGUGAAGAUUUGGCAACUGGUCUCCCUCUGCCACCUCCCAGUUCCUCCAGACUGAGGCUGGAUGACAGCUCAUAGAUAUUUUUACUGGAGGUGAAAGACUGUCAUCAGGAGCAUCAGCCCUGCCUCUCUAAUGCUGAAAGGGUGUCACCUGGGUGUCUCUUGGAGAAAGAGGAAUCAGCACCAGCAAACAAGAACUAAACUCGUCAGCGACACCCCUCUUGGGCGUUUCAUGCUUACACAGGGCAGUGCUCGUUUUUUGUUUUAAAAAGCAGAAUGUUUUUAACCUUCUCCAAUACUUCUCAGAUUUCUGAGAAUAAUCCUUGUAUUGUAUAUUACAAUGAUAUAUUUUUCUGAGAAUAUUGUUCUACAAUAGUUUGAGGUUUUUGUUAUUAAACAAAUGCAUAUUGCUAUGAAUGGU